Penicillium nucicola is the source of this 2919-nucleotide messenger RNA. RefSeq names its product DDHD family phospholipase. Gene Ontology annotation, molecular function: glycerophospholipase activity; metal ion binding. Bases 1 to 2919 code for a protein of 972 amino acids. The record is from RefSeq and is a predicted model, not a curated record. Gene Ontology annotation, cellular component: cytoplasm. The transcript is spliced from 4 exons. NCBI's taxonomy places the organism in Eukaryota, Fungi, Ascomycota, Eurotiomycetes, Eurotiales, Aspergillaceae.
AUGACGGGCCCGAUUCACACCUACGGUCAAAGCUGUUUGCUAUCGGAUGAGGAAUCAGAUCUUACCAGCUUCCAGACACGUCCUGACCCACCAGAGAUCCAGGCACAGUUCUUUUACGUCUCAUCGUUGCCAAUCGAUGACCCACUAGCUGCUCUGCCUCCGCCAGCCAGUCAAGGAGCUGGGAGUGAAAGGAUACCACCCAAGCCCUUUUCCGCUAGGGAUAACAUCGCCUUGGAGGAUGCUUGGCGCGAUCUGCGGGAGGCGAGGAAAACCAAACUCGCGGGACAACAUGGCUCUAGGCCUCCAACUUCGACAGGGCCUCCUGGAAUAGCUGUGCCAGGUCAUGAAUUAGAAUCGAACGUUCAGAGCCACCCAAAGGCUUCUAUUCGAGAAGAUCCUGAGUUUAUCAGCAGCAGGGGAAGUGCUGUCAGCAAUACUCCUCCAUUCCCAGACGAUGUACCUUCUCGAAGUCACAAGUCUCAGCUCGCAUUCACGACUAGUUCUGGGGUGCGAGCGCAUGCUUUUGGAAAAAUAGACCGAGUGGGAUCAUCUCUUGAUGAUGGCAUGGGAUAUAAUAUUCCUGCGGCUAGUUCUAUCGAUCAGAAACGAGCGCGGUCUUCCUCUGUGAAUGAGUCUAGCGCGACCAAGCGCAGAAGCAGCUCUAAUUUGGAUCCAGAGGACGCAGAUGAGGAGAUGAGCGGUGUACGCGCCAAUCGUUCUCGUGAUGCAAGUAUCAGUGGCUCGCCUUUCCUACGAGCGCCUACCUCUCAGUCUCAUACACCACUCGGUCGGUCGUAUGAGUCUACUUCCUCGAAGGACAGAAGGCUGGAUUUGCAGGCUGAAGUGCUAGUCAGUUCUACUCCUCGGAGUGUACCGAAGCCUUCUGGCCUCAGAACGACUGUGAGUCUGGAUCAAUUGACUCAAGACUCGCAAGGUGAGCGGACAGAAGAGCCAAAUACGCAAUCAAAAAUUCCAGUGGGUGUUUCACGACUUCACUUAGUGGAACUGCCGAAUCUCAAAAUGAAACCCAUUUAUUGGAGCCCUCUCCAGGACAUAUCGACUGUUGUUCGAGCAACUUGGUUUUACAAAAACACUAUGUACCCUGUUGAGGCGGACCUUGCAAACAAAUUGGAGGAAGGUUACGUCUAUUUGAAACCUUGGAGUGAUACUUGGCAGGAUGAGCUGAACAGCUGUGUGGAAAACGGUGCUGAUGCUGAAAUGAAAGUCGUUCAUCCAUUGUGGACAAAGGAGGAACAACGACUUAAAGCUGAACCGAAUCCUGCAACAGGUGACCUUGAAUCGACUGGAGCAGAUGAUAUCUUGAUAUUUGACAACAACGAAGCCGCUGGCGGCACUUCUCUUCAAUCUGAGAAUAUCAAGCCCUAUCUCACUUCUAGUGCCAUUUUCGUCGACGCGGUAAACGCUCAGGUUCUUCGACCCAGCCUCCUUCCCUCAUCUUCGAGGGGACGAAAACCGCUGGGGGCGAUCAGAAAAGGGAGGCAGAUAGGGAUACCGGUGGUGCGAGGCUUUAGUCGAAAGCUAUGGGAGCAACUGCACCCGUCCAAGCCCAAUCCCAUCGAUGUGCGCCAUUACGUCCGCAAAACCCAAUCCCGAAAUCCCUCUGCGCCAGGUGAGCAAGUUUGCUACGCUUGCAAGAUGGAAGAGUCCCGACCGCCCCCGACAGACUUGGUACUCGUCAUUCACGGUAUCGGGCAGAAGUUAUCUGAAAGAAUGGAAAGCUUCCAUUUCACGCACGCUAUCAAUGCAUUCCGACGAGAAGUCAAUAUGGAGCUAAAUAAUGAACCGGUCUGGCCACAUGUGCGCCAAGACCAUGGAGGAAUCAUGGUACUUCCCGUGAACUGGCGCACGAAGCUGUCUCUGGAUGACCCCGAUAUUGAAGCAAGCGUUGAGGACCCAACUGCAAAUAACUUCUCACUGGAAGAUAUCACUCCUCAGACACUUCCAGCUGUUCGAUCGUUGAUAAGUGACGUGAUGCUUGACAUUCCAUACUAUUUGUCACAUCAUAAACCAAAGAUGGUCAAAGCAGUGGUCAGAGAAGCUAAUCGCGUGUACCGCCUCUGGUGUAAAAACAACCCAGGGUUCCAGGAGAAUGGGCGUGUACACCUCCUCGCUCAUUCCCUGGGAAGUGUGAUGGCUAUCGACAUUCUCAGUAAUCAGCCAACACAUGUCCCUCGCUUUGACUUCUCCGAUACUGCACUGCACAGUGACAUCUUCGAGUUUGACACAAGACAUCUUUUCCUUUGUGGAAGCCCAGUUGGUUUCUUCCUCCUUCUAAAUAAAGCCAGCCUCCUACCCCGCAAAGGCAGAGAUAAAAUAGGCAGUGAUGGCGACGACAGAUUGCGUGGUGUAGCGGGCGAACCAGGCCAUUAUGGCUGUCUCGCGGUGGAUAAUCUAUACAAUAUCAUGCACACUACCGACCCAAUCGCCUACCGCGUCAACGCAGCAGUUGACAGCGACCUCUCCAACUCUCUAAAAAUGGCCUCAAUCCCCAGCUCCAGCUCAACAUUUUGGCAAUCUUUCGGCAGUGUUUUCCGCUGGAGUACAGCACCAAUCUCAUUCCUCCCAUCAGCAGCACCAACACGACCCGCAGCAGUCUCAAAACUCCCUUCAAACGUGGAACUCGAAACACACGACUUCACUCGCGAGGAAAUUGCCGAGAAACGCAUGCUUCUCCUCAACGAGAAUGGCCAGAUUGACUAUUACCUUUCUGGGGGCGGGGGCCCACUGAAUAUUCAGUACCUCAAUAUGCUGAGUGCGCAUAGUAGUUACUGGACUCUUGGGGAUUUUGUAAGGUUUUUGGUUGUUGAGAUUGCUAGAAAGCAGGGACGUGAGGGGACUUUACUUGCUUUUCGGGCUGAGAAGAAGAAGGGGUGGAAAUACUCUAAGGGGGCUAUUUAG